AGUAUGCAGUGCUAGUGCUAAAAGUCAAUAAUACGCAUAUUUAGUAUUGACUCUCUAUGCUUUGCUGGAUUGGGUUAACUGUGAUGGCUAACUUUGAUGAGAAGAGUGGUGUGGUACCAUGUUUAACUGCCUGGGGUUGUUGGUAUCAGACCAUGGAUGAGGUCAUGAUUGAGAUCAAUGUACCGCAGGGAACUACAUCCAAGGCAGUCAAGGCUAACUUUGGAGUCAAUACUAUAACCUGUUCAGUCCCAGGAUUUGAAAUCAAGGGAGAAUUGUAUAGCAGAGUAGUAGCUGAUGAAUGCCUGUGGAGUCUAGAGGACAGAAAGCUAGUGAGAAUGGUUCUGACCAAGUCCAAUCGUCAAGCAGACAACUGUUGGAAGUCACUUCUCAAAGGUCAAUACGAAGCUGACCCUGUCACAUUUGAUAAGAUGGAAAAGAAGCUCACGUUACAGAGGUUUCAAUAUGAGCACCCAGGGUUUGAUUUCAGCAAUGCAGACAUAUCAGGCAAUUAUACAGGAGGGGGGCCCCAGCUACCUGGGGACUAGGAGGGGGGCUCCAGCUACCCGGGGACUAGACCAAACAGAGAAUAAAUAGCUUCGGUGAGAGUCAGUAUGUGGAUCAGUUUCCUUGAGACAGUGACAUCUGAAGAAUAACAUCACAUAGAUAUGUGUGAAUCACUCUCCAUGAUCUCUAAUUUCUUGAUGAACUUUUAACUGAUGUUCUAAGAGCUCAGUUAAGUCACACCACAUCAAAGGCUGACUGACUAUCUUUGCUUUGUGAAUCUAGCAACUAAUGGAUUUCUUUCAAA
Strongylocentrotus purpuratus (purple sea urchin) is the source of this 808-nucleotide messenger RNA. RefSeq names its product nudC domain-containing protein 2 (gene nudcd2). The coding region runs from base 57 to 545 and encodes 162 amino acids. The record is from RefSeq and is a predicted model, not a curated record. The transcript is spliced from 6 exons. Gene Ontology annotation, biological process: protein folding. Gene Ontology annotation, cellular component: cytoplasm. NCBI's taxonomy places the organism in Eukaryota, Metazoa, Echinodermata, Echinoidea, Camarodonta, Strongylocentrotidae.